AUGGGCUCCACAAUCCAAGACACCUUCCCCCUUACCAUCCCAGAAUGGCGAUCGGCUCAAGAAUCUGGGGACGGUCUUUUCCGACUCCUAGCUUUGCGUGAAUCUGAAGCUCGAUUCAACUCUAAUGCUUGGAUUGCCUUGGCCACAACUACCCAGAUCGAGCAGCAAUGGUCUUAUGCCGAAUCCCUGCGCUCGUCCGGUGUCACCCUACCACUUUUCGGCGUCCCCUUUGCUGCAAAAGAUAAUAUCGACGUUGCCAGCUUUCCUACGACCGCUGGCUGCCCCAGCUUCGCUAACGGUCCUGUUGGCAAGGAUGCCACUAUCAUCGCUCGUCUAAAGGCGGCCGGCGCUAUCGUACUCGGCAAGACCAAUCUCGAUCAGUUCGCGACAGGUCUUGUGGGCACGAGAUCUCCUUAUGGCCCCGUGGGAAACUCCUUUGAUCCCUUGCGGGUCAGUGGUGGUUCCAGCUCCGGAAGCGCCGUCGUUGUUGCCAGGGGCGUUGUCCCCUUUUCUUUGGGAACGGAUACCGCAGGCAGUGGUCGCGUGCCUGCAGGCCUGAAUAACAUCGUCGGUUUGAAGCCUACGAGAGGCGCUCUGAGCACGACGAGAGUGGUCCCUGCGUGCCGCAGUCUUGAUUGCGUAUCCAUUUUUGCUCUCACAUCCGACGAUGCAGAGACCGUGCUGUCGGCUGCAGAGAGAUUCGACCCCGAGGAUUCCUUCUCGAGGACCAGACCGGGUACUCUUGCCGCCUCAACGGGACGGCGCAUGGCCAUCUGCGACAAUCCACCAUGGUUUGGCAAGACAGAGCAAGCCGCUGCCUAUGACAAGGCUCUAACCAAGGUGGGCACGCUUGGGUGGACUCUCGAGCCUAGGGACUUCUCAGCGUUGUUUCAGCUCGCGAGUCUCCUGUACGAGGGCCCUUGGGUUGCUGAGCGCUAUGCUGCGAUCAAGGACUUCAUCAAGACGCACGAGGAUGACAUGGACCCUAUCGUUAGGGAAAUCAUCUUCAAGGCCAAGGACUUCAACGCCGUAGACCUCUUCGAGUCGGAGUAUCUUCGUCAGGAUCUGACUCGCAAGAUUCAUGAUGCGUUUGAUGAGUUCGACGCGAUUCUGGUGCCGACUGCGCCUACCUUCCCAACUCUUGAGGACCUUGUCCGAGAGCCGAUCAAGGAGAACGCCUACCUUGGCACUUAUACAAACUUCGUCAAUUUCAUGGACUGGACCGCCCUCUCUAUCCCUGCGGGCUUCCGAUCGGAUGGUCUACCAUUCGGCAUCACGCUGAUUUCUUCCACGUGGGAGGAGCCCAAGUUACUCGCCUUCGCCCGCGAGUGGCUUUCCACGGCACCUCGCCUUCUCGGUGCAACCAAGAUUGAAAGGCUCGAGAAGCUCAAAUCCGACGCAGUCGCCGCGAGUGAGCUAAAGACAACUCGUCUUGUGGUGGUAGGUGCUCACUUGGAGGGUUUUCCUUUAAACAACGACCUGACGUCUCGAGGAGCGACACUAGAGACGGCGACAACGACCUCACCCAACUACAAAUUUUACUCUCUCAACACCGACGGAAAAGUGAAAAAACCAGGUCUUAAACGUGUUCCCGUCGACGGAAGUGCCAUCCAAGUCGAGGUCUGGAAUUUGCCGACCGCGGAAAUGGCCAGUUUCAUGAAGACUGUGUCUUCGCCCCUCGGCAUCGGCUCAGUGGAGCUGUUGGACGGAAGCUGGGCCCCUGGGUUUGUCUGCGAACCCUAUGGACUGGAUGGUGCCACCGACAUCACCUCAUUCGGAGGUUGGCGUUCCUUCAUCCAGUCGCUCGACCGCCCCAAGUUCAACGUAACCAAUCCUGUUCCAUUCACUCAACAAAUCAGCGGAAUAAAGUCUGUUCUUAUUGCCAACCGUGGCGAAAUUGCCAUCCGAAUUGUUCGUACGCUGCACCGCCUGGGCCUGAAGGCUAUCGCAAUCUACUCCUCUUUUGAUGCUCGUUCCCCACACGUCCGCGAUGCAGACGUCUCGUUUCUCCUCGAAGGCUCUUCUGUCUCGGAGACUUACCUGAAUGGCCCGCAAAUCAUCCGUCUUGCAAGGACUGCUGGCGCAGAUGCAAUCAUUCCUGGGUAUGGAUUUCUGGCAGAGAACGCGGACUUCGCCUCCGCCGUCGAGGCUGAAGGUAUGAUCUGGGUCGGCCCUGCGGCUGACCAGAUGCGACAGCUGGGUUUGAAGCACCUCGCUCGCGAUGUCGCGAUUGCUGCUGGAGUUCCUGUCGUACCGGGUAGUAAACACCUCCUUACGAGUGCCGAAGACGCUUUCGCUGAAGCCAUGCGCAUCCGUUACCCUGUGAUGCUCAAGAGUACUGCUGGUGGCGGAGGGAUCGGUCUGAAGCGCUGCAAUAAGCCUUCGUCACUUUUAGAAGCGUUCAAGAGUGUUCAGAGAUUGGCCAAGGCCAACUUUGGUGAUGCAGGUGUUUUUAUCGAGCACUUCAUCAAGAAUGCGCGUCACAUCGAAGUGCAAAUUGUUGGCGAUGGUAAGGGCAAUGUUGUUGCGGCCGGGGAGCGCGAUUGCUCACUGCAACGACGAAACCAAAAGGUCAUCGAAGAGAGCCCGGCUAUCUUUGUACCGGUUGAUGUGAGAGCGAGAAUGCGCAAGGCAGCCGUUAACCUCGCCUCGGCUGUGAAGUACCGCAAUGUGGGAACGAUCGAGUUUAUCUUCGAUGUUGAUAGCACGGAGUUUUACUUCCUCGAGGUCAACACUCGGCUCCAGGUUGAGCACCCAGUCACGGAGUCUGUGACGGGGCUUGACUUGGUAGAGUGUAUGAUUCGUGUAGCAUCCGGGGACGUCGGGAGCAUCUUUGAGAACAGACACGAGGGCUUUGAGGUGAAGGGUCAUUCCAUCGAGGCGCGUGUCUACGCUGAGAGCCCCCUCCAGAAUUUCAGGCCCUGCCCAGGCCGGUUGCUGGAUGUAUCCUUCCCCGAUGAGGUGCGGGUUGACACUUGGGUUGACGCUGGCACAGAGAUGUCAUCAUCCUAUGACCCUCUCAUUGCCAAGAUAAUCGCAACCGGCGAGAGCCGAGCGGAGGCCAUCACGCAACUGGCCACCGCCCUGGACAAUACCGUGAUCACGGGAGUGGAGACCAACUUGGAGUAUCUUCGCGAUAUCGUCGACUCCGAGUUACUCAACUCUGGCGACUUCACGACGACGUCACUAAACAACUUCGACUACGACCCGCUCGUGGUUGAAGUCAUCGAUCCCGGCACCUUGACCACUGUUCAAGACUACCCCGGUCGCAAUGGGCUGUGGCACGUUGGGAUUCCGCCAUCCGGCCCCUUUGAUGACUAUUCUUUCAGGCUCGCCAACAAGCUAGUAGGGAAUCAUCCUCGGGCCGCUAGUCUGGAGUGUACCUUUCAGGGGCCCAGUCUCCUAUUCCACUCCGGUGGCGUGAUUGCAGUAACCGGUGCGCCUGUGGAGAUCCUCGUGGACAACGAGCCUUACUACCAGGAACAGGCUCUCGAUAUUCGUGCGGGGCAGACGCUCUCCAUUGGUGCACCGAAAGCUGGCUACCACACUUACAUUGCUUUCCGAGGUGGACUGCCCGUCCCAGAGAUAUUUGGCUCUCGCUCUACGUUCGCGUUGGGACGAAUAGGGGGUCACAAUGGUCGAGCUCUUCGUGCGGGGGACCUGCUGCCCACAGGAGGAGGUAUGGUGUCAGAAAAGGUCUCAGACUUUGUCAGUCCCGAACUUCCUCUGCCAACGGGGCCGAACGGGAUUUGGACGCUUGGGGUUAUCCCAGGGCAGCACUCAGCACCUGAGCACUUUACCGAAGAGGGCCUCAACACACUUUUCAACGGAGAGUGGAUUGUUCACUACAAUAGCAACCGGGUCGGUAUUCGUCUUGACGGACCCAAGCCGCGAUGGGCUCGGCAGACCGGGGGUGACGCCGGACUACACCCAUCCAAUAUCCACGACAGUCCCUACUCUGUCGGCAGCAUCAGCUUCACCGGGGACGAGGCCGUUAUUCUCACUUGCGACGGCCCAAGUCUAGGCGGCUUCGUGGUCUUUUGUGUCGUUGCUUCGGCUGAGAUGUGGAAGUUAGGACAGCUGCGCCCAGGCGAUAAGGUUAAGCUCAGGCCCAUCAGUGUUGACGAUGCGUUGGCACUGGAAGCCGCUCUUGAGGAUUCCAUCGCCAAUCUCAAGCCGUUAGAGUCUACUUUGCCUUCCAAGAACGACAUCCCCAUUCCAGCUGAGCUGAACCCUCUCCUCGGCAAUAUAGGCACCGCCGGCCGCCAUAUCUCUGUUCGCCAAGCAGGUGACUCGUCAGUUCUCCUAGAAUUUGGGAUAGAGGACGUCUUUUCCCUCCGUCAGUCCUUCCAAAUCUUUUCCUUCAUCGACCGCCACGAGCAGGCCCCAAUCCCGAACGUUCUCGACCUCUCCCCUGGUGUUCGUACUCUCCACAUCCAGUACACACCAGGCACGACCCCCUCGGAAAUCCUUUCCGCCCUCCGAUCUCACGAAACCUCCUUGGGCACCGCAGUCCCCUCUUCCCUCCCGUCGCGCACAAUAAGCCUCCCGCUCGCCUUCGACGACUCCGUCUCUAGCGCCGCAGUAGCCCGCUACGCUGCCACGAUCCGCGCAACCGCCCCAUGGCUACCCAGUAACAUCGACUUCCUCCAGAAACUCAACGCUCUGGGGUCCCGCGAGGAUGUCGAGCGCAUCUUUUUGGACGCAACGUUUCUCGUUCUCGGCCUUGGUGACGUCUUCCUCGGAGCCCCUUGCGCUGUGCCGCUGGACCCACGCCACCGCCUCUUCGGCACAAAAUACAAUCCCUCCCGCUCAUUCACACCCCGCGGCGCCGUCGGCAUUGGCGGGCAGUACAUGUGCAUCUACGGCAUGGACUCCCCCGGCGGCUACCAGCUCGUCGGCCGCACGGUGCCCAUCUGGGACGACGUAGCCGCCUCGGCCGCCUCACAAGACACCCAGCCCUGGCUCUUCCGCCUCUUCGACCGGAUCUCUUUCUACACCAUCUCUGAAUCGGAGCUCGACGCUGCCAUAGCACAGGGGAAAAUGACAGAUUUGAUCAAAAUUCAAGAGGGGUGUCUCGAUCUCCACGCAUACGAAGCCUGGCUCGAAGAGAACAAGGACGACAUCGAAGCCACCCGCGCCGCGCGCGCCGAAGCCAUCCGGACAGUGCCGUUCAUGGAGGAACUUCUCCGGCCGUACCACCCCCCUGGGACUGAGCGUCGCCCCGUCGAGGAAGAUGAUGUUGCCGGGGAGAGGGUAAAGAGCCAGAUGCCCGGUCGAUGCUGGAAGUGCGAGGUCAGUGUGGGCGACGAGGUGGAAGUCGGGGACGCGCUGGUGUGGAUCGAGUCCAACAAGAUGGAGAUCAAGAUUGAGAGUCCGGUGACGGGCACGGUAGCCAAGAUGUUGGUCGCCGAGGGGGACAUUGUUGGGCCGUAUGACGAUUUGCUAAUUAUCGAGACGGAGUAG
Molecule: messenger RNA, 5466 nt
Organism: Colletotrichum chrysophilum
Lineage: Eukaryota; Fungi; Ascomycota; Sordariomycetes; Glomerellales; Glomerellaceae
Exons: 2
Coding region: 1-5466 (1821 amino acids)
Cellular component (GO): mitochondrion
Molecular function (GO): ATP binding; urea carboxylase activity; methylcrotonoyl-CoA carboxylase activity
Source: RefSeq, a predicted model, not a curated record